Molecule: messenger RNA, 15069 nt
Organism: Hemibagrus wyckioides
Lineage: Eukaryota; Metazoa; Chordata; Actinopteri; Siluriformes; Bagridae
Gene: aifm2
Product: apoptosis inducing factor mitochondria associated 2
Exons: 7
Coding region: 131-14401 (4756 amino acids)
Biological process (GO): positive regulation of apoptotic process; peripheral nervous system myelin maintenance; apoptotic mitochondrial changes
Cellular component (GO): mitochondrion; nucleus; cytoplasm
Molecular function (GO): electron-transferring-flavoprotein dehydrogenase activity; protein binding; flavin adenine dinucleotide binding
Source: RefSeq, a predicted model, not a curated record
AGAGUGAAGAAGAGGCUGCGAAUUCUGCAGCUCCAGAAGGAGUGGAGGGAAGCAGCCUGCACAGACGCAGCAUAUUUUUGGGCCAGACAUCACUGGACACCAGGCUUGAGCUCUCUAGAGGACAGCCACAAUGUGUGACUGUUUUCAUCUGGCGUUCCCCAACUGGCACGCACCAGCUGCGGGAGCUGGGCGAAGGCUGAGGGGACCGGAACAAGGAGCGGAGGAUGAUUCAGUAUGUGAGGAGCCUGAGAUUUUAGAGCAGGAAAGACCUCGUCCUCAAGGUUCAUCCCCAGUAGAAGAAUUUCCGAUUGAAAAACAGGCUGAGGAGGAUAUCUCCGAUUCAGCAUACAAGAGUGGAAACAACAAAAAAAGCAAAAAAGGCGGCUUUGGAUCUCUGUUUGAUAAGCGCACAUCUGACAAAAUGAAUGAAACAGAGGACAUGCAGACUGGUGAAUCUGAAAUGAUUGUGAAAACAGUGAAAGAAGCAUGUGUUGAGGGCUUAGUCGUGACAGGUGGAGGGAAAGAGGGGAUCUUCAUCAAAGAAGUGAAAGUAGAUUCACCUGCUUCCAAACAUCUAAGUGUAAAAGAGGGUGAUCAAAUACUAAGUGCUAAAGUAUACUUCGAUAAUGUUUCAUAUGAAGAUGCACUUAAAAUUCUUGAGCAUGCUCAACCAUAUAAAAUGGAAUUCUGUCUAAGACGCAAAGUGGAACCAACCAUACCAGAAAAUGCUGAAAUUAUACAUUCAAAGGAAAAAGACCAGGGCUCACCAACAAUGAGAAGUCAGAGAAAGAUGAAAAAACAGCAAGAACGCAUCUCAUGGCCAAAGUUCCCUUCCUUUGGCAAGGGACCCAGAGUGCAAUUCAAGAGAUCUCACAGCACAUCAGAAGCAGAGGAACACCGGAAAUUAGAGAUGAGCCCACCAACCAGUGACACUGAAUCGCCACUAAAAUCUCCCCUGAAAUGUCCAGAUGAAAAAGACAAGAAAAAAAAGCACAAAGUUCAACUAAAAAUGAAGAUGAAGGGCAACAGGAGCAAGUCAGUUGAGGAAUCCCAGAGUAAUGAGAAGGUGCUGGUUUGGGAAAAUCAACAAGUGGAUGAUAUAUUAGAAGAAAAGAUUCCGGAAGCACAUGAGGAAAAAAUACCAGAGAUUCCACAGGUCAUGGAUGGAGCUGAAAAUAAGGUUUCUCCGAAGACUGGAGAUGCAUUUCAGAGUUUGUCAGGAAUGGAACAUCAUGAGGCUCAUUUAAUUAGUUUGGGCAACACAUUGAAGACUACAGAUAUUUCAGUUGCUCUUGCAGAGGAAGGAAAAAUAGAGAGCUCAGAAAUGAAAGUUAGAAUUCAUCAGAAGGAGAAACCUGAUGUUGGAACAAAGAACCAAGCAGAAACUAUCAAAGCUUUGUACAAAAUUUCAGAUAUAUCUGCCUGUGACAAUGUUGUAUUAUCACAGACAGGGGUAGAAAUACCUCAACUUGACAAUGACAUCAGCAGACAGGGAAUGAGAAAAGAUAGUUCAGAGAAAAAAAUGGAAUAUGGAAAUGCUGAACUUAGCAUGCCAAAUUUAGAUAUUGGUGUAGGAGUAACAAAAAAAUCUCCAGGGAUUGGCAAUGAGAAGCAAAGGAAGGAGAAAUCUGUGUUUGAAAAUGAGAGUUAUGGGAUUCGAACCAGAGGUCCAUUGGCAGACAUGGCCACAUCAAAGACUCACUUUGUGAGCACAGUAAAUGGGCUUCAGUUCAUGUCACCAGAUUUUUCUGAGAUAAUGCAAGUGGGGAAAAUGUCUGAUGGACAUGCUGUAGACAAAGAUUUAAUUUUAGUGAAAACUACCAAGUUACCAACAGAAACUAGCGAUUUUAUUCUAGCUGAUGUAGAUAAAAGAUCAGCAUCAGAGUUUAAAUUGCCAAAGGUAGAUCAUUCUGGAAUUGUAACCCAUGAACUAAUCAAAAUGACAGAGGUGGAAAAAAUUAGGACGCACCUACCAAAACGAGAAGAUAUUGAAAUUCCAGGGAUGGAAAAUAAAGAAAAAAAGACCAGUUUUCAGACACCAGAAAUUAAGGUUCCAAAAAUUGAGAAAAUUAUAGAUAUCACAAAGGAGAGAGAAAUCCAGGCUCUACAAACAGACGAAGAAUUCAAUGUUGAGGAUGUUAAAGUGGCUGUUUCCAAGUUCCCUGCUUUUAAACUGCCUGAGGGGGACAUAACAGGAGUUCUUGUUCAAAAAGAAAUUGAACUGAAGUCAGAUAGGUCUACAUUGACCCCAAGGGGAUCACCACAUAAAAUAUCCAUCACAAGUACAGACAGUGGCAUUAUUUUGCCUAAAACUAAAGUUGGUGAAGAAAAGUCACUAGAUUCUGAUGCUGUAGAUAAGGACAGAGCAAUAAAGAUGCCCAAUGUUGAGCUACCUUAUAUUGAUGAGCAGACAUCAAUAGCAGUGCUGAAAAUAGACUACACACAGCCACAGAUAACAGAUUAUGGGAGAUUUGAAGCUCUAAACUUUAAACUCCCAAAGCGGGAAGAUAUUGAAAUACCAGGGAUGGAAGCAGUAAAGGAAUCAAAUUUCCAGUGCACAGCAGAUCUUGACCAAGCUGAAAAGCCAAAAACUAAAAAACAUGGUGACAGGAAAGGUCAUGAAAAGAAAUCAAAGAAAACAAAAAUAACAAUCGAAGGACCUGAAGGCACAAAACUUGAUACUCAGUCUCCAGAUAUUAGUACUGAAUCACCAAAGAAGUAUUCCUCUAAAAUGGAUGGUGGAGAACCAAAGAUCUAUGAGAAACCCAAAUCCAAAACUCCUGACAUAGGAGAAUUUGAAAAUAUAGAUGUUCAAGUACAGGAAACCAAGAUUUUAGAAGAUAACCUGGACUUGCCACAAAAAACAGACACAAAGUUUGCCAAAACAAAAUUUAAAAUUCCCUCAAUCACCCUGCCAGAAUUUGGGACUGAAGUUCCAACUGGAGAAAUAGAUAUCACUGCUGUGGACGUGCAAGUGAAAGAAGCUGAAAAAAAUUUACCAGAGGAUAAAAUAAAAUUAUCAACUGAGCCAUUUUGUUCGGAUAUAGAUGGCACUGAUGUGAAUAAAGAUAGACUGCCUGUCAGAGGUCAGGAUACUGAAACUGAAGGGCAAGGAAAGAAGUUCAAAUUACCAAAAUUUGAGCUCAGUUUUCCUGAAGUAAAAGCACCAAGUAUUAUUUGUACUUCAAAGAAAGAUGAUGACAGUUCUGUAUCAGAGGAAAGUGGUAAAGUGCCAGUAGUGCACUCACCUAAAGCAGAACCACCAGCUGUAAAACAUGAUGUGAGCACAGACCUACCAGACGCAGACUCUGAAAUAACUGAAGUGAAAAUUAAAAGGCCAGGGUUUUCAUUUCCCAGAUUUGGGAUAUCUAAAUCUGAACAUGCACCCCCAGCCUCUUAUGUUACCAAUGUUGAUAUGUCUUUACCAGAGGGACAUACAGAAAUGGAUGAUGCAAACACAAAAAUUGCAAUAUCAGUGAAAGAUGGUAAACAAAAGGAUGCAACAAAGUUUGGUUCUCCAACAAAGUUCAAAAUUCCUUCAAUCAAGUUUCCAAAUUUUGGAAUGAAAGUUACAAAGUCAGCAGUAGAGACUUCUGAUGUGGCUGUUGAUGUUAAAGGAGCUGACAUGAGUCUGCCACAUACAGAAUUAAAAUUAUCUACUGAGCCAUCUGAUAUAAAAGAGCCUGAUGUAGACAGACAGAAGGAAUCUGUCAGUAUGCAAUUUACUAAUAUGGACAUCCAAAGUGAGGCAAAAGGAAGUAAAUUUAAAUUGCCAAAAUUUGGAAUCAGCCUUCCUGAAGUAAAAGGACCAAAAAUAGAUAUAGACAAGGCAGAAAUUGACAUUUCUAUACCAGAGGGGAAAGUACAGGUGACUCGACCUGAUAGUGAAGUGCAAGCUAGAACACCUGAAGUGAAAGUAGACAUGUCAGUUGACAAAGUUAACAUUCCAAAGACAGCAGCAGAGAUUGAUAUUUCUGUUCCAAAGUCAAAAGUAGAAGUACAUCCACCUGAUGUUGAAAUACAAGGUGUAAAAGGUCGAAUAAAUGCGGACCUGCCAAAAGUAGAUUCUAAAGGUCUUGAAGUGAAAAUGAAGACACCAGGGUUUUCUUUUCCUGGAAUUGGAAUUAGCAAACCAGACAUUAAGUUUCCCAAAGGUGAAGUGAGUCUCCCAAAUGUUGAUGUGUCUUUGCCUCAAGGAAGUAUAGAAAUCGAACGACCAUCUACAGAUGUUGCAGUAUCAGUGGAAGAUGCAGAACAAAAAGGCAAAUCAAAGUUAGGUUCUCCGACAAAGUUUAAAUUGCCAUCAAUCAGCUUGCCAAAGUUAGAAGCUAAAGUUCAAAAAGCAUCAAUAGAGGUCUCUGAUGUGGAUUUCGAUGUUAAAGGACCUGAAAUAAAUCUACCAGAAGGAGAGAUGAAAUUGUCAGCUGAGCCACUGUCAGUGGAUAUAAAAUGGCCUGAUCUAGAUAAAGAAUUGAAACCUCUCAGUGUGGAAAUGAAAGGCCCGGAUAUCCAAAUGAAGGAACAGGGAAGUAAAUUCAAAUUGCCAAAAUUUGGAAUCAGCCAUCCUGAAAUAAAGGGACCAACACUUGAUGUGAGUUCAGACAAGGCAGAGUUUGACAUUUCUAUACCAAAGGCAAAGGUAGAAGUACAUCCACCUGAUGUUGAAGUGCAAGGUGUGACUGCUGGAAUAAACAUAGACCUACCAGAAGUAGAUUCUAAAGAGACUGAAGUGAAAAUGAAGACACCAGGCUUUUCCUUUCCUGGAAUUGGAUUUAGCAAACCAGACAUUAAGGAUGCUAAAGGAGAAGUGAGUCUCCCAAAUGUUGAUGUGUCUUUGCCUGAAGGAAGUAUAGAAAUCGAAAGACCAUCUACAGAUGUUGCAGUAUCAAUGGAAGAUGCAGAACAAAAAGGCAAAUCAAAAUUUGGUUCUCCAACAAAGUUUAAAUUACCUUCAAUCAACUUGCCAAAGUUUGGAAUUAAAGGUCCCAAGGCAUCAGUAGAAGUCUCUGGUGUGGAUGUGGAUGUUAAAGGACCUGAAAUAAAACUACCAGAAGGAGAAUUAAAAUUGUCAGCUGAGCCACUGUCAGUGGAUAUAAAAGGGCCUGAUGCAGGCAAAGACUUGAAACCUCUCAGCGUGGAAAUGAAAGGCCCGGAUAUCCAAAUGAAGGAACAGGGGGGUAAAAUCCAAUUUCCAAAAUUUGGAAUUAGCCUUCCUGAAAUAAAGGGACCAACAUUUGGUGUACGUUCAGACAAGGCAGAGAUUGACAUUUCUAUACCAAAUGCAAAAGUAGAAGCACAUCCACCUGAUGUUGAAGUGCAAGGUGUAACUUCUGAAAUAAAAGUAGACCUGCCAGAAAUAGAUUCUAAAGAUACUGAAGUGAAAAUGAAGUCACCAGGGUUUUCUUUUCCUGGAAUUGGAAUUAGCAAACCAGAAUUUAAGGUUCCCAAAGGUGAAGUGAGUCUCCCAAAUGUUGAUGUGUCUUUGCCUCAAGGAAGUAUAGAAAUUGAAAGACCAUCUACAGAUGUUGCAGUAUCAAUGGAAGAUGCAGAACAAAAAGGCAAAUCAAAAUUUGGUUCUCCAACAAAGUUUAAAUUGCCUUCAAUCAACUUGCCAAAGUUUGGAAUUAAAGGUCCCAAGGCAUCAGUAGAAGUCUCUGGUGUGGAUGUGGAUGUUAAAGGACCUGAAAUAAAACUACCAGAAGGAGAAUUAAAAUUGUCAGCUGAGCCACUGUCAGUGGAUAUAAAAGGGCCUGAUGCAGGCAAAGACUUGAAACCUCUCAGCGUGGAAAUGAAAGGCCCGGAUAUCCAAAUGAAGGAACAGGGGGGUAAAAUCCAAUUUCCAAAAUUUGGAAUUAGCCUUCCUGAAAUAAAGGGACCAAAACUUGAUGUAAGUUCAGACAAGGCAGAGAUUGACAUUUCUGUACCAAAGGCAAAAGUAGAAGUACAUCCACCUGAUGUUGAAGUGCAAGGUGUGACUGCUGGAAUAAACAUAGACCUGCCAGAAAUAGAUUCUAAAGAUACUGAAGUGAAAAUGAAGACACCAGGGUUUUCCUUUCCUGGAAUUGGAAUUAGCAAACCAGAAUUUAAGGUUCCUAAAGGUGAAGUAAGUCUCCCAAAUGUUGAUGUGUCUUUGCCUGAAGGAAGUAUAGAAAUCGAAAGACCAUCUACAGAUGUUGCAGUAUCAGUGGAAGAUGCAGAACAAAAAGGCAAAUCAAAAUUUGGUUCUCCAACAAAGUUUAAAUUGCCUUCAAUCAACUUGCCAAAGUUUGGAAUUAAAGGUCCCAAGGCAUCAGUAGAAGUCUCUGGUGUGGAUGUGGAUGUUAAAGGACCUGAAAUAAAUCUACCAGAAGGAGAGAUAAAAUUGUCAGCUGAGCCACUGUCAGUAGAUAUAAAAGGGCCUGAUGCAGACAAAGAAUUGAAACCUCUCAGUGUGGAAUUGAAAGAUCAUGAUAUCCAAAUGAAGGAACAGGGAGGUAAAUUCAAAUUGCCAAAAUUUGGAAUCAGCCUUCCAGAAAUAAAGGGACCAAAACUUGAUGUAAGUUCAGACAAGGCAGAGAUUGACAUUUCUGUACCAAAGGCAAAAGUAGAAGUACAUCCACCUGAAGUUGAAGUGCAAGGUGUGACUGCUGGAAUAAACAUAGACCUGCCAGAAAUAGAUUCUAAAGAUACUGAAGUGAAAAUGAAGACACCAGGGUUUUCCUUUCCUGGAAUUGGAAUUAGCAAACCAGAAUUUAAGGUUCCUAAAGGUGAAGUGAGUCUCCCAAAUGUUGAUGUGUCUUUGCCUGAAGGAAGUAUAGAAAUCGAAAGACCAUCAACAGAUGUUGCAGUAUCAGUGGAAGAUGCAGAACAAAAAGGCAAAUCAAAAUUUGGUUCUCCAACAAAGUUUAAAUUGCCUUCAAUCAACUUGCCAAAGUUUGGAAUUAAAGGUCCCAAGGCAUCAGUAGAAGUCUCUGGUGUGGAUGUGGAUGUUAAAGGACCUGAAAUAAAUCUACCAGAAGGAGAGAUAAAAUUGUCAGCUGAGCCACUGUCAGUAGAUAUAAAAGGGCCUGAUGCAGACAAAGAAUUGAAACCUCUCAGUGUGGAAUUGAAAGAUCAGGAUAUCCAAAUGAAGGAACAGGGAGGUAAAUUCAAAUUGCCAAAAUUUGGAAUUAGCCUUCCUGAAAUAAAGGGACCAAAACUUGAUGUAAGUUCAGACAAGGCAGAGAUUGACAUUUCUGUACCAAUGGCAAAAGUAGAAGUACAUCCACCUGAUGUUGAAGUGCAAGGUGUGUCUGCUGGAAUAAACAUAGACCUGCCAGAAAUGGAUUCUAAAGAUACUGAAGUGAAAAUGAAAACACCAGGGUUUUCCUUUCCUGGAAUUGGAAUUAGCAAACCAGAAUUUAAGGUUCCUAAAGGUGAAGUGAGUCUCCCAAAUGUUGAUGUGUCUUUGCCUGAAGGAAGUAUAGAAAUCGAAAGACCAUCUACAGAUGUUGCAGUGUCAGUGGAAGAUGCAGAACAAAAAGGCAAAUCAAAAUUUGGUUCUCCGACAAAGUUUAAAUUACCUUCAAUCAACUUGCCAAAGUUUGGAAUUAAAGGUCCCAAGGCAUCAGUAGAAGUCUCUGGUGUGGAUGUGGAUGUUAAAGGACCUGAAAUAAAUCUACCAGAAGGAGAGAUAAAAUUGUCAGCUGAGCCACUGUCAGUAGAUAUAAAAGGGCCUGAUGCAGACAAAGAAUUGAAACCUCUCAGUGUGGAAUUGAAAGAUCAUGAUAUCCAAAUGAAGGAACAGGGAGGUAAAUUCAAAUUGCCAAAAUUUGGAUUCAGCCUUCCAGAAAUAAAGGGACCAAAACUUGAUGUAAGUUCAGACAAGGCAGAGAUUGACAUUUCUGUACCAAAGGCAAAAGUAGAAGUACAUCCACCUGAUGUUGAAGUGCAAGGUGUGACUGCUGGAAUAAACAUAGACCUGCCAGAAAUAGAUUCUAAAGAUACUGAAGUGAAAAUGAAAACACCAGGGUUUUCCUUUCCUGGAAUUGGAAUUAGCAAACCAGAAUUUAAGGUUCCUAAAGGUGAAGUGAGUCUCCCAAAUGUUGAUGUGUCUUUGCCUGAAGGAAGUAUAGAAAUCGAAAGACCAUCUACAGAUGUUGCAGUAUCAGUGGAAGAUGCAGAACAAAAAGGCAAAUCAAAAUUUGGUUCUCCAACAAAGUUUAAAUUGCCUUCAAUCAACUUGCCAAAGUUUGGAAUUAAAGGUCCCAAGGCAUCAGUAGAAGUCUCUGGUGUGGAUGUGGAUGUUAAAGGACCUGAAAUAAAUCUACCAGAAGGAGAGAUAAAAUUGUCAGGUGAGCCACUGUCAGUAGAUAUAAAAGGGCCUGAUGCAGACAAAGAAUUGAAACCUCUCAGCGUGGAAUUGAAAGAUCAGGAUAUCCAAAUGAAGGAACAGGGAGGUAAAUUCAAAUUGCCAAAAUUUGGAAUCAGCCUUCCUGAAAUAAAGGGACCAAAACUUGAUGUAAGUUCAGACAAGGCAGAGAUUGACAUUUCUGUACCAAAGGCAAAAGUAGAAGUACAUCCACCUGAUGUUGAAGUGCAAGGUGUGACUGCUGGAAUAAACAUAGACCUGCCAGAAAUGGAUUCUAAAGAUACUGAAGUGAAAAUGAAAUCACCAGGGUUUUCCUUUCCUGGAAUUGGAAUUAGCAAACCAGAAUUUAAGGUUCCUAAAGGUGAAGUGAGUCUCCCAAAUGUUGAUGUGUCUUUGCCUGAAGGAAGUAUAGAAAUCGAAAGACCAUCCACAGAUGUUGCAGUAUCAAUGGAAGAUGCAGAACAAAAAGGCAAAUCAAAAUUUGGUUCUCCAACAAAGUUUAAAUUGCCUUCAAUCAACUUGCCAAAGUUUGGAAUUAAAGGUCCCAAGGCAUCAGUAGAAGUCUCUGGUGUGGAUGUGGAUGUUAAAGGACCUGAAAUAAAUCUACCAGAAGGAGAGAUAAAAUUGUCAGCUGAGCCACUGUCAGUAGAUAUAAAAGGGCCUGAUGCAGACAAAGAAUUGAAACCUCUCAGCGUGGAAUUGAAAGAUCAGGAUAUCCAAAUGAAGGAACAGGGAGGUAAAUUCAAAUUGCCAAAAUUUGGAAUCAGCCUUCCUGAAAUAAAGGGACCAAAACUUGAUGUAAGUUCAGACAAGGCAGAGAUUGACAUUUCUGUACCAAAGGCAAAAGUAGAAGUACAUCCACCUGAUGUUGAAGUGCAAGGUGUGACUGCUGGAAUAAACAUAGACCUGCCAGAAAUGGAUUCUAAAGAUACUGAAGUGAAAAUGAAAUCACCAGGGUUUUCCUUUCCUGGAAUUGGAAUUAGCAAACCAGAAUUUAAGGUUCCUAAAGGUGAAGUGAGUCUCCCAAAUGUUGAUGUGUCUUUGCCUGAAGGAAGUAUAGAAAUCGAAAGACCAUCCACAGAUGUUGCAGUAUCAAUGGAAGAUGCAGAACAAAAAGGCAAAUCAAAAUUUGGUUCUCCAACAAAGUUUAAAUUACCUUCAAUCAACUUGCCAAAGUUUGGAAUUAAAGGUCCCAAGGCAUCAGUAGAAGUCUCUGGUGUGGAUGUGGAUGUUAAAGGACCUGAAAUAAAUCUACCAGAAGGAGAGAUAAAAUUGUCAGCUGAGCCACUGUCAGUAGAUAUAAAAGGGCCUGAUGCAGACAAAGAAUUGAAACCUCUCAGUGUGGAAUUGAAAGAUCAGGAUAUCCAAAUGAAGGAACAGGGAGGUAAAUUCAAAUUGCCAAAAUUUGGAAUUAGCCUUCCUGAAAUAAAGGGACCAAAACUUGAUGUAAGUUCAGACAAGGCAGAGAUUGACAUUUCUGUACCAAAGGCAAAAGUAGAAGUACAUCCACCUGAUGUUGAAGUGCAAGGUGUGACUGCUGGAAUAAACAUAGACCUGCCAGAAAUAGAUUCUAAAGAUACUGAAGUGAAAAUGAAGACACCAGGGUUUUCCUUUCCUGGAAUUGGAAUUAGCAAACCAGAAUUUAAGGUUCCUAAAGGUGAAGUAAGUCUCCCAAAUGUUGAUGUGUCUUUGCCUGAAGGAAGUAUAGAAAUCGAAAGACCAUCUACAGAUGUUGCAGUAUCAGUGGAAGAUGCAGAACAAAAAGGCAAAUCAAAAUUUGGUUCUCCAACAAAGUUUAAAUUACCUUCAAUCAACUUGCCAAAGUUUGGAAUUAAAGGUCCCAAGGCAUCAGUAGAAGUCUCUGGUGUGGAUGUGGAUGUUAAAGGACCUGAAAUAAAUCUACCGGAAGGAGAGAUAAAAUUGUCAGCUGAGCCACUGUCAGUAGAUAUAAAAGGGCCUGAUGCAGACAAAGAAUUGAAACCUCUCAGUGUGGAAUUGAAAGAUCAGGAUAUCCAAAUGAAGGAACAGGGAGGUAAAUUCAAAUUGCCAAAAUUUGGAAUUAGCCUUCCUGAAAUAAAGGGACCAAAACUUGAUGUAAGUUCAGACAAGGCAGAGAUUGACAUUUCUGUACCAAAGGCAAAAGUAGAAGUACAUCCACCUGAUGUUGAAGUGCAAGGUGUGACUGCUGGAAUAAACAUAGACCUGCCAGAAAUAGAUUCUAAAGAUACUGAAGUGAAAAUGAAGACACCAGGGUUUUCCUUUCCUGGAAUUGGAAUUAGCAAACCAGAAUUUAAGGUUCCUAAAGGUGAAGUAAGUCUCCCAAAUGUUGAUGUGUCUUUGCCUGAAGGAAGUAUAGAAAUCGAAAGACCAUCUACAGAUGUUGCAGUAUCAGUGGAAGAUGCAGAACAAAAAGGCAAAUCAAAAUUUGGUUCUCCAACAAAGUUUAAAUUACCUUCAAUCAACUUGCCAAAGUUUGGAAUUAAAGGUCCCAAGGCAUCAGUAGAAGUCUCUGGUGUGGAUGUGGAUGUUAAACGACCUGAAAUAAAUCUACCAGAAGGAGAGAUAAAAUUGUCAGCUGAGCCACUGUCAGUAGAUAUAAAAGGGCCUGAUGCAGACAAAGAAUUGAAACCUCUCAGUGUGGAAUUGAAAGAUCAUGAUAUCCAAAUGAAGGAACAGGGAGGUAAAUUCAAAUUGCCAAAAUUUGGAAUCAGCCUUCCUGAAAUAAAGGGACCAAAACUUGAUGUAAGUUCAGACAAGGCAGAGAUUGACAUUUCUGUACCAAAGGCAAAAGUAGAAGUACAUCCACCUGAUGUUGAAGUGCAAGGUGUGACUGCUGGAAUAAACAUAGACCUGCCAGAAAUAGAUUCUAAAGAUACUGAAGUGAAAAUGAAGACACCAGGGUUUUCCUUUCCUGGAAUUGGAAUUAGCAAACCAGAAUUUAAGGUUCCUAAAGGUGAAGUGAGUCUCCCAAAUGUUGAUGUGUCUUUGCCUGAAGGAAGUAUAGAAAUCGAAAGACCAUCUACAGAUGUUGCAGUAUCAGUGGAAGAUGCAGAACAAAAAGGCAAAUCAAAAUUUGGUUCUCCAACAAAGUUUAAAUUGCCUUCAAUCAACUUGCCAAAGUUUGGAAUUAAAGGUCCCAAGGCAUCAGUAGAAGUCUCUGGUGUGGAUGUGGAUGUUAAAGGACCUGAAAUAAAUCUACCAGAAGGAGAGAUAAAAUUGUCAGCUGAGCCACUGUCAGUAGAUAUAAAAGGGCCUGAUGCAGACAAAGGAUUGAAACCUCUCAGUGUUGAAUUCAAAGAUCAGGAUAUCCAAAUGAAGGAACAGGGAGGUAAAUUCAAAUUGCCAAAAUUUGGAAUCAGCCUUCCUGAAAUAAAGGGACCAAAACUUGAUGUAAGUUCAGACAAGGCAGAGAUUGACAUUUCUGUACCAAAGGCAAAAGUAGAAGUACAUCCACCUGAUGUUGAAGUGCAAGGUGUAACUGCUGAAAUAAAAGUAGACCUGCCAGAAAUAGAUUCUAAAGAUACUGAAGUGAAAAUGAAAUCACCAGGGUUUUCUUUUCCUGGAAUUGGAUUUAGCAAACCAGAAUUUAAGGUUCCCAAAGGUGAAGUGAGUCUCCCAAAUGUUGAUGUGUCUUUGCCUGAAGGAAGUACAGAAAUCGAAAGACCAUCCACAGAUGUUGCAGUAUCAGUGGAAGAUGCAGAACAAAAAGGCAAAUCAAAAUUUGGUUCUCCAACAAAGUUUAAAUUACCUUCAAUCAACUUGCCAAAGUUCGGAAUUAAAGGUCCAAAAGCAUCAGUGGAGAUCUCUGGUGUGGAUGUGGAUGUUAAACGACCUGAAAUAAAUCUACCAGAAGGAGAGAUAAAAUUGUCAGCUGAGCCACUGUCAGUAGAUAUAAAAGGGCCUGAUGCAGACAAAGAAUUGAAACCUCUCAGUGUGGAAAUCAAAGAUCAGGAUAUCCAAAUGAAGGAACAGGGGGGUAAAUUCAAAUUGCCAAAAUUUGGAAUCAGCCUUCCUGAAAUAAAGGGACCAACACUUGAUGUAAGUUCAGACAAGGCAGAGAUUGACAUUUCUGUACCAAAGGCAAAAGUAGAAGUACAUCCACCUGAUGUUGAAGUGCAAGGUGUAACAGCUGAAAUGAAAGUAGACCUGCCAGAAAUAGAUUCUAAAGAUACUGAAGUGAAAAUGAAAACACCAGGCUUUUCAUUCCCUGGAAUUGGAAUUAGCAAACCAGAAGUUAAGGUUCCCAAAGGUGAAGUGAGUCUCCCAAAUGUUGAUGUGUCUUUGCCUGAAGGAAGUAUAGAAAUUGAAAGACCAUCUACUGAUGUUACAGUAUCAGUGGAAGAUGCAAAACAAAAAGGAAAAUCAAAGUUUGGUUCUCCAACAAAGUUUAAAUUGCCAUCAAUCAACUUCCCAAAGUUUGGAACUAAAGGUCCAAAAGCAUCAGUAGAGGUCUCUGAUGUAGAACCUGACAUAAGUUUACCAGAUGCAGAGAUAAAUUUGUCAACAGAGCCACUCUCAGUAAACAUAAAAGGACCUGAUCUAGACAAAGAAAAAUCUGUCAGUGUGGAAAUGAAAGAUCAAGAUAUAAAAACAAAGGAACAAGGCAGUACAUUGAAAUUUCCAAAAUUUGGAAUCAGCCUUUCUGAAGUAAAAGGACCAAAAUUUGAUGUAACUUCAGACAAGGCAGAGAUUGACAUUUCUUUACCAAAGGCACAAUUAGAAGUUCAUCCACCUGAUGUUGAAGUGCAAGGUGUAACAGUGAAAGCAGACCUACCAGAAGUAGAUUCUAAAGAUAUUGAUGUGAAAUUUACUAAAUUAGACUGUAAGGCAAACAAUGAUGUAGCCAUAGCAGAAUUGUAUUCCCAAGAGGGAAAAUGUGGCGAUGAAGAUAGAGUUGUUGACAAUAAUGCCCUUGACGUUGUCUUAGAAGCAACACAAAAGUAUAAACAAGAAGUGAAGAUGUCAAAAUUUAUAUUGCCAUCACAUGGUGAUGUUUUCAGUGGCUUUGAAGUUGAAUUUAAUAUGCCUAAUUUUGAUGAAAUUGAAGAAACAAUGAAAAAAUAUUCAGAUCCUUUGAAACAUGAACAUAACAUUGCAGUCAGAGGUCAGUUAUCAACAGAGUAUAUAUCAAAACAUGAAGAUGGCAGAGCUCAUGAAAAAUUGAAGACAGACCAAAAACAAACACAACCUGAAAGCAGUGACUGGUUUAGAUUUCCCAAGUUUCCCUCUACAACCAAAACAGCCAAAGGCAAUGAGAAAGUAACCUUCCAAUUUUACAAAAAAACUGAACAUAGUACACAAGGUGACAUAAAUGAAAAUGAGUCCAAGAAAAGUUUUACAAGAGACACAAGGGAUAUUGAUGAUGACAGUGUCAGUCCUACUUUGUCACUGAGUUCAUCUGAUGCUUUUGCUGAUGUAAGUUCUGCGCUUACAUCUGAACAGAUGGGCCUGUCGCUGGCCAGCCCUACUAAGGUCAAAGUAAAAUACUGUGAGCCCUCCGCUAAUGCUGAAGUAAGUGACGUACAUGGUGAUAUUAUUACUUCCACAGCCAGGACUGAAAUAAUAUCUAUGGAGCCUCAUCAGCCAGAAAAAGUAAACAUUCCAUUCUCUUCUGAAACAUCCUCUUCUUCAGUGGAUACUCUGAAACAAAUGUCAGGACAUAUAGUUGUGUCAAAUGUACAAAAUGUGUCUAAAACAGAACAUGCUGCGAUUCUCACUAAAGUGCAUACACAAACUUUGCCUCCAGAAAAAGCCACUGACUCAAUGUUUUCAGUUGAGGAAACAAUAAUGCGAACAGGACAUAGAAUAGUGGAGAAGCAUGUUGUAAAGGAAGUCUUUGGUGAUGACAAAGAGAAAAUGUUUGUGACACAGAGAAUACAGGUUUUUGAAGGAGACUCUACUGAGCCUAUCUCUGAUGACACAGCAUCCUCAAUUCAAAAGUUAAGAGACAGUGUACACACUGAAAAAAUUAGAUUUUUUGAGGAGGCAGAGCCAAGUCAAACAACUGUAAUGAGCACUGAAACAUUACUAAGGCAUGCAGAUUCCUCUGCAGAUGAGAAUGAGGGGAAAUGAGUUGUCACUUUUAGAAUUCUUAGAAUAUACAGAAUUAUGAGUGUGCAAACCAGAAAAGUCGGUGUGGUCUCACAAAAACUACACAUUUUCUGUAAGAUUGGCGCGGUAUUAUACUUCAGAAUCCAUUUUUAUUACAUGUUUAACCAAAUGUGUUGUGCAAACAUAAUACAAGUUAGGGAUAGCAAUUAACACCUAUUUUAAUGGCAUAAUUAAAAAAAUAUGGUUAGCUAAUAACGCUUAGGAUACUCAGUAUAGAGAAACAUGGGCAUUCAGCACCCAUUACAGUAAAAGUAUUCUCUGUUGAAAUUGUUUACAGUGCCCUCUUGUUCAUAUACAAUUAAAUAUAACUGUGUCACAUUUAGAGAUAUUUAUGGGAAAAUAUAUAAUAUAUGUGACUGUUGAAAAGUGAUAAUAGUACAAUAUUUUUUUGCACAAGUGUCAGUUUCAUUUAAUUAUUGCAUUUCCAGCUAUAAUCGUGAUUAACUUUAAGCAUUUAAGAUUUUGCAGCUUUGUGAAGAGAAAGUACAUUUUUAAAAAAUGUUCAGACAAGGUCCAUUCCAUGUCAUACAGUAUUGUAAAACACGAUAUAUGUACAUCUAAAUGAAUAAAUGUAUUAAAAUAUGUGCAUAUACCACAAUAAAUCUUGUAAAAUAAAAAUGGUCAUCUAA